GCAACGUGUCCCUGUUCCGUGGACUGGGAAGCCCCUAGCGCUGAGCUGCCAACGCCCGGCGUAAAGACCCAAAUAGAGGAUACGAUCUUGAAUGAAUAGAAAAGACUGUCAAACACAGCUAUGCAGACCAUCAAGUGUGUUGUAGUUGGUGACGGUGCUGUGGGUAAAACCUGCCUGCUCAUCUCUUACACCACAAACAAGUUUCCCUCUGAAUAUGUACCUACGGUGUUUGAUAACUAUGCUGUUACUGUAAUGAUUGGAGGUGAACCCUACACUCUGGGCUUGUUUGAUACAGCAGGUCAGGAAGACUACGACAGGUUACGACCUCUGAGUUAUCCUCAGACAGACGUCUUCCUCGUCUGUUUCUCCGUCGUGUCCCCCUCCUCCUUUGAAAAUGUUAAAGAGAAGUGGGUUCCAGAGAUCACCCAUCACUGUCCAAAGACCCCCUUCCUCCUAGUUGGGACGCAGAUUGACUUGCGGGAUGAUCCCUCAACUAUAGAGAAGCUGGCAAAGAACAAGCAGAAGCCCAUCACUCCAGAGACGGCCGAGAAGCUGGCCAGAGACCUCAAGGCUGUGAAAUAUGUGGAAUGCUCAGCCCUCACACAGAAAGGCCUAAAGAAUGUGUUUGAUGAGGCGAUAUUGGCUGCACUGGAGCCCCCAGAGCCCAAGAAGAAACGGAAAUGUGUGCUGCUAUGAGAGGCUCCUACACACACACACACACACAUACACACCACCAUACAACACAUCCUUAAAUGCACACACCCACACACACACAUAAAUAGCCACCUCCCCUGCUCCCGUUACUCCUCCCCUUGCUCAGCCUGAUUGACAGCACUGGUCUUCCACAGGGAGACGAGCAAAGCAACAUAAGUUUCACAUAAUUCUCUGCAAUAACACGACGCUUCACCCCCAGGUCUGAGUGUGAGACAGAGGAGGAGCUUGAUCUGGUCGCCUCAGACAGAGAUCCACACACACACACAAGUAGAACUCUAAUCUUACAUUCAUCCUCAGUGUCGUGGCCUCGUCAGCGUCUCUUCGUCCUCUGCACUCACACAUAUGUGUCGCUGUAACACGUGGGGGGGGGUAGCAAGAGUUGCUAAAUGCUGCUAAAGCAAUGGCAACACAUUGUCCAGCGUUGUUGGAUGAACAGUGGGGAGAAGAGCGUCCAGAGCUUUUAAUCAUCGUUUAACAUGACGUGAACAUUCCUCAAUGCGGCACAGCCACAGAAUACAUAUGUAUAAGCCCCUCCCAGCCUACUCAUACAUGGCUACUCAUGCUGUUGCCCCACCCCCUCAUUUCCUAAGAUUGUCGUCAGCCCCACCAGAAGAAUUGCAAAUAGAGUAGUUUUAUUUUCCUCUCCUGAAACACACGACACGUCUGAGAUAUUUAUUACUCUUCAGUCUGAUAGGACAGGUGAAUAUGGCCAUGUAGCAGCCAGUCCUGUGCAGAGCUGCAGUGCAUUUGGAGUGUGGCGAUCACUUGAAGAGCUAAAGCAUCUAGUAGUCAUGGAUCCACAGGAACUGGCCUUUUAGAUGCAGGGAAUAUAAACAGUGUUAGCGGAGCGAGUGGUGUGUCAGGGACCAAGGGAGAAAAAAGAAAAGGUCCGAUUUAUACGCCAUUGCAUGACACUUAUAAAUAUAUUGAUCUGAUCCAAAAGAACAUAAAUGUUCACUGAACACAGACUCUGUUCUUUACAGCUUACAUGUUCUCAAAUGAUUCUAUCAGACUGAUAUUGUUAUUCGUCAAAGUCAUCACAUCUGUGGGAUGUUUUCACAUGGAGACGACUGGAACCGCGUUAGGUUUUGUCGAGCAGUUACAAAAGUGUCAAAUGACGGAGUAUAAAUCAGACUGAGGAGCAGGACACUGUCGGACACAGUCAUCUGAUUUCCAGGUCAGUCUGGUGUGUGUGUCUGUCAGUGUGUGUGUGCAGUCUGCAGGACUCCUGUCCACCGUGCUGCAUGGAGCUCAACCCUGGUCUCUGCUCUCAGUGAUAAUUAUAAUGUAAGCUGGCACACAAUGUUGAUGUAGGCUCCAGGUGUUAUUACCAAAAUCUUUUUUUUCUUUAUUAUUUCUGUUUGUGCUGUAAGUACAUAUAUA
Solea senegalensis (Senegalese sole) is the source of this 2097-nucleotide messenger RNA. It is a transcript of the gene cdc42, whose product is annotated as cell division cycle 42. The transcript has 6 exons. The coding region runs from base 121 to 696 and encodes 191 amino acids. Gene Ontology annotation, biological process: small GTPase-mediated signal transduction; modification of synaptic structure. NCBI's taxonomy places the organism in Eukaryota, Metazoa, Chordata, Actinopteri, Pleuronectiformes, Soleidae. The record is from RefSeq and is a predicted model, not a curated record. Gene Ontology annotation, molecular function: GTPase activity; GTP binding. Gene Ontology annotation, cellular component: dendritic spine.